GGCCGGGAUCUUGCGUUGCCGGCGCCGGCAUUCACCAGCGGAUCUUUCUGGGAUCUUCACCUUCACCUUGAGGACCUGGUGGGGUUCCUGGAGAUAAAGCCCACAGAAGUGUGCCAGCCCCCAGGACUGCAUUCUGGAGUUUCUAACGCUCAUGCCAGUUCACACCCAACUCCAGCACAAGUUUAUGGCUCCAGCAGCGUUUGCUCCAGGAAACUGAAAAUGGCCCUUCAGCUAUGCUAGGUUUAUAAUGGGAAGCGUCACAGUUCGAUAUUUCUGUUAUGGAUGCCUUUUUACAUCUGCGACCUGGACGGUUUUGCUUUUUGUUUAUUUCAACUUCAGUGAAGUGACUCAGCCACUUAAGAAUGUGCCCAUCAAGGGGUCUGGGCCCCAUGGGCCAUUCCCCAAAAAAUUCUAUCCCCGUUUCACCCGGGGCCCAAGUCGAAUAUUAGAAUUACAGUUCAAAGCAAACAAGAUUGAUGAGGUGAUAGAUAAUCAUAUUGAAGAUGCAGAAAAAGGCAACAUGAAAUUCUCUUCUGAAUUGGGUAUGAUUUUUAAUGAACAUGAUCAGGAGUUGAGAGACUUGGGGUAUCAGAAGCAUGCCUUCAAUCUCCUUAUUAGCAACCGCUUGGGCCACCACAGAGAUGUGCCAGAUACAAGGAAUGCAGCAUGUAAAGAUAAGAUAUACCCUACAGAUCUGCCAGUUGCUAGUGUUGUUAUUUGUUUCUACAACGAAGCCUUGUCUGCUUUGCUGCGGACUGUGCACAGCGUCCUGGACCGCACACCAGCCCGGCUUCUCCAUGAAAUCAUCCUUGUGGAUGACAGCAGCGACUUCGAUGACUUGAAAGGAGAAUUAGAUGAAUUUGUCCAAAAACAUCUCCCUGGAAAAAUUAAAUUAAUAAGAAAUACAAAACGUGAGGGAUUAAUUCGAGGAAGAAUGAUAGGAGCAGCUCAUGCAACAGGAGAAGUCCUGGUGUUCCUGGACAGCCACUGUGAAGUGAACGUGAUGUGGCUGCAGCCCUUGCUGGCUGCCAUCCGGGAGGACCGGCGGACCGUUGUGUGCCCAGUGAUCGACAUCAUCAGUGCGGACACUCUGGCCUACAGCUCGUCCCCUGUGGUGCGUGGAGGGUUCAACUGGGGACUGCACUUCAAAUGGGAUCUUGUUCCCCUUUCUGAGCUCGAAGGACCAGAAGGAGCUACUGCACCGAUAAAGUCACCAACAAUGGCUGGAGGACUGUUUGCCAUGAAUAGAAGCUACUUCAGUGAACUUGGGCAAUAUGACAGUGGCAUGGAUAUCUGGGGAGGAGAAAACUUGGAAAUAUCAUUUCGGAUUUGGAUGUGUGGGGGUAAGCUCUUCAUCAUCCCUUGCUCCAGAGUCGGACACAUUUUCCGGAAAAGGCGACCCUAUGGUUCCCCUGAAGGCCAGGACACCAUGACACAUAACUCCUUGAGGCUGGCACACGUUUGGUUGGAUGAAUAUAAGGAGCAGUAUUUUUCCUUAAGACCUGAUCUGAGGACAAGAAGCUAUGGAAAUGUCAGUGAGCGUGUUGAAUUGAGGAAGAAGUUGGGUUGUAAAUCAUUUAAAUGGUAUUUGGAUAGCAUUUACCCAGAGAUGCAGAUAUCUGGGCCCAAUGCCAAACCCCAGCAACCCAUUUUUAUCAACAGAGGGCCAAAACGCCCCAAAAUCCUUCAGCGUGGAAGGGUAAGAAAUGAUAAGAGCAUGACUUUUAUCUGGAUUUAUAAUGAAGAGCAUGAAUUGGUUUUAAGUAAUCUCCUUUGCCUGGAUAUGUCAGAAACUCGAUCAUCUGACCCACCCCGACUCAUGAAGUGCCAUGGAUCGGGAGGAUCCCAGCAGUGGACCUUCGGGAAGAAUAAUCGGCUGUACCAGGUGUCAGUUGGACAGUGCCUGAAAGCGGUUGAUCCACUGAGUCACAAAGGCUAUGUUGCUAUGGCAAUCUGUGAUGGCUCCUCCUCACAGCAGUGGCAUUUGGAAGGUUAAGGCGGAUGCGAUGACUGGAAUGGAAUGCUUGUCCUGGGAAGAGCAGCAGACGUGAAACAGCAGACAUACUCUACUGUCUAUUUCGGAACACCAGGUGACCAUCAGGCGGUGAAGAAGUAUGUGACGUUGAGUUCAUUUCUAGGCCACUGUUAAGGAACUUCUUAUUUAAUGGUAGGAAAUCAGAAUACAGUUUUAAUAUAAUGAGUCAGGUUUAUACAGAAGGAUUAUACCCAGGAAAUUGCUAGGUCUAUUCAAAUUAGUUUAUGCUUUUUAAUCCCCUUUAAUAAUGGAAUGGAACGUGUCAUGAUUUCCUUUCUUAGAAGAAUUCAAAGCAGACUAGUUAACUUUAAACAAACUGGCUGAAUCCACACAUUGUUUAUAAGAUAUUUAAGGGGUGGUUAACUACUAUAAAUUAUUUUCAUGAAUUAUGGUACUAUAGACAUUUAAAAUAAAGAAUCCUUUUAAUUAUUUACCUUUUUGUAGUGGAGACUCAGGUCUGAGCUGUCCUAUGUCUGUGAUGCAUGGUAAGAAAUAAACUUGGAUUCAGCUGAUGAA
Messenger RNA from Myotis davidii, 2551 nucleotides. It is a transcript of the gene GALNT11, whose product is annotated as polypeptide N-acetylgalactosaminyltransferase 11. Gene Ontology annotation, biological process: regulation of Notch signaling pathway. Gene Ontology annotation, molecular function: Notch binding. The transcript has 12 exons. Lineage: Eukaryota; Metazoa; Chordata; Mammalia; Chiroptera; Vespertilionidae. Gene Ontology annotation, cellular component: Golgi apparatus. The record is from RefSeq and is a predicted model, not a curated record. The coding region runs from base 248 to 1996 and encodes 582 amino acids.